AUGUUGCGUGUCCUGUCACUGUACCCAGUCAUCCCUGCAGUGCUGGUGGCGCUUUGUGGCAUCAGUUUGAUCGUCCUAGGCUUGGUGUAUCCCAGUGGCCGAGUCGAACAUCGGCCGACCCUGGCAGAAAUACAGCAGAAACAUGAGAUGGCAUUGGCCGAAGUGAUGCACAGCGGUGUCUCAGGCAAUGUGUCCUCCAAGGACUUCAGUGAUGGCCUAGGGCUGGCUUUGAAUAGCCCAGUGGCACAGGGGCAGGUGAUCCUGACCAUCCCCGAACACUUGGCGAUCAGCGUGGACCGACCCCACAGCUGUGUACCACCUCAGGAGAUGACGGGCGGUUGGCGGGCCAGAACUUGGGCCAUGAGCGGUCGAGGCUUCUGGCCGGAGUCUCCCAACUUGGCUUGUGAGGUGGAGCGCCGGGUGGUGGCGGACGUGGCGCGGAAGAAGGCCACGCGUCUCACCGGAGUGCUGUCCUUGAUGGUUGUGGAGUGGCUGGCAGCUAAAGGCUUGGUGGCAUCCACUGCGGCGGCGCCUGAGGUGUUGCAACUGCUGCCAGAUCUGCAGUGGCAGCAGGAGAACGGCCUAUUCGCCUUGGAUCCCGAAGAGCUCCGCGUGUUGGGCAGUGGCACCUCCAUGCACCACUGGCGCGACGUUGCGGUGAAUGAGACCUCGGUCGCCUUGGAGUACAUCACUUCUGAACUUGGCCCUUUGUUGGGUGCCGGCCGCGUGACCCUGGAUCACGUUCGUUGGGCCUACCUUGUCGUUCAUGGCUUUGGUCAGGGUGAAGGCCCAGGCCCGCCGCCCGAAGACCUCGAGCUGCCAAGCCAGGUCUGGUUCCUCUGGCCCCUUUUCCUGGCUCGGCCCACUGCAGAGCCGGAGCAUGCAGCGUUGCUGCGGCACAACAAGGCCGAACAGGUCUAUGAAGUGCUCGCGCCACGAGCACCUCGUAUCCUGCGAUGGGGGGAGCCGAGUCCGAUGUCGGUACUGGUGAUUGGCGCCGCCGGUGCGGUUGGGAAACGCCUCAUUGGCGCCUUAGCCUCCAGAGGUGAACGCAUCGUCGCGGUGGACAAGGCCCCGCAGCUCCCAGAGAGCAUCAAGCACUUGGUUCAGCACGCAGAGACAAACAAGGAUGUGCGCGAUUUCUACACGAUGCAACGGAUUUUUCAGCGUCACCGCUUCGUGCACACGGUUUGGAACCUGGCCGCGCCGCUGUCGGUGGAGACGGCGAAGAACCCCAAAAUCGCGGAGCAGGUGACCAUCAACGGCAUGCGCAAUGUGCUUUGGGCCAUGUAUGAGGCGCGAGUCAAAAAGAUCCUCUUCACCGACUCCAUCGGCUCCUUCGGCGCUACCGCACCUCGCGAAGAGUGUACCGCACGGUGGCUGACGGAACACCCACUGCAGGACCCUGGUUCUGACUAUGGUCGUCAGAAGCGUGGCGUGCGACGGCUGCUGAAGGAGUUUUGGUGCUCUGGAGGCGAUCCGCGCUGGGCCGUGUUGCCCGGCGUGCUGCACAGUGAGUCCACCUGGGGGCACGGCACAACGGAGUACGCUUUGGAGGCGUUACUGGCGGCCGCCAACUGUCUGUCUGGGAAAGGCUCAGAACCUUUUCGGUGUCCCAUCGAGACAGAUGUGCGGUUGCCAAUGAUCUACGUGGAUGAUCUCACUCGAGGUCUCUUGGCGCUUCAAGACGCCCCCGAGUCGGCCCUGAAGGAACCGGAGCACGGCUACGCCAUCCCAGGGGUCUCCUUCACAGCCGAGGAACUCUUUAAAGAGAUCCGAUUCCAUGUGCCCGACUUCCAGCAUCAGCUUGAAAUCGAUCAGAACAUGAAUACCUUCGCCAAACUUUGGCCCAACACCUUGUCACCUGCGGAACCUCUGAGAGACUUGGGCUAUGCUCCCAGCGUGGGCUUCCGGGAGCUCAUCUUCAAAGACAUGGCAGCCUCCGAAGAGCUGCUCUUCCUGGAUUUGCGGCUCACGGAUGCCUCGGCACUCUGUUUCCGCGGUGUAUGGGUCACCGCCAAACACCGCGCCCAGCUGAAACUGCCUUUGAGCUCGCGACUGAAAGGCCCCAGCGUGCCGUUGAUGCAGAAGUACGGGUGCCUGUCGCAGACGCAGAAUCUCAACCUCAUCGUCCCAGUCUCACGAGAUGUCGCUCCAGCCUUCCUGAGCUGCAUGCGCAUGGCCGCAGCGGAUCCAGAGAUGCUGCAGCGCCUGGAGACGCGAGGUUGGUUCGACAACUGGCCUCUCACUUUACCCAUCGACCAGCGCAAUGAGCAGAGUGCCGCACAGCUGGCGGUGGAGCUAUUGCAGAAGGUCUUGGAGAGAUUGACCCAGUCCAACAAUGAGUUGCGACAACGCUUUGGCAGCGCUUCCGUGGUGCAGCGGCCCUGCGUCCGCGUGCGAGAGGCAGAGACCAUGGUGGUAGUGAGCCUUUUGAAAUCCAUGCAGGAACUGGCCUUGCUCAGCAGCAACGAAUACUUAUUCGAAGCACUUCGAGAUGCGCAGCGGGAAUCCCUGCAAGAAGCCUAG
Messenger RNA from Cladocopium goreaui, 2529 nucleotides. The record is from the annotation of a GenBank genome assembly. Lineage: Eukaryota; Dinophyceae; Suessiales; Symbiodiniaceae.